Andrographis paniculata is the source of this 1894-nucleotide messenger RNA. Its product is annotated as xyloglucan galactosyltransferase XLT2-like. NCBI's taxonomy places the organism in Eukaryota, Viridiplantae, Streptophyta, Magnoliopsida, Lamiales, Acanthaceae. The transcript has a single exon. The record is from RefSeq and is a predicted model, not a curated record. Gene Ontology annotation, biological process: xyloglucan biosynthetic process. Gene Ontology annotation, molecular function: galactosyltransferase activity. Bases 135 to 1583 code for a protein of 482 amino acids.
CUACGUCGUUUUAACAUUCACAGUUUUGAUCCGUUUACAUAAAACCUUGGCUUAGCUAUGGUGGUUGCUUGUCGGUGUUGUCUCGCUCCUUCUUCCUCUGCAUCUACGUCUAAACAGAGCUCCUCACUCCACUCAUGCUUCAGCCACACUCGCCGGAGCUCCAAUUUCACCGGAAACCGCCCAAUUUCGCCAUGAACUCCGGCCAGUCUCAAAUUUCUUCAAACCCUAGGUUAUGGCUUUUAGGCCUUUUCCUCUUGAUUCAAUUUCUCUUCAUUUAUAUCACACGCAAUUCUCCGAUCUGUUUCCCUGAACGCGCCACCGCCGCCGCCGGAGCCGCCGUUACAGAAAACGCUAAUAUACCUAAUACGACGUCGCAUCAGGAUUGCCCCGCCGGAAAAGUGUACGUCUACAAUCUCCCGCCGGAGUUCAACAAAGAUCUCGUUCUCCACAACUGCUCCGAUUUGAAUCCGUGGAACUGGCAAUGCGGAAUCGCCACCAACCACGGCUUCGGCCGCCCCGCCGCCGAGCUCCGCCGCGUCCUGCCAUGGAGCCUCGCCGGAUCCUGGUACCGUACAAAUCAAUUCAGCCUGGAGGUGAUUUUCCACCACCGGAUCCUCAACUACAAAUGCCGCACCCGGGACCCGGACUCCGCGGCGGCGUUCUACAUCCCGUUCUACGCCGGACUCGCCGUCGGAAAACACUUAUGGAACAACGACACCGCCCUCCGCGACCGCCGCGCAGCGGCGGCGCUCCGAUGGCUAGCCCAACAUAAACAGUGGCGCAAAUCCAACGGCUCAGAUCACUUCACCGCAAUCGGACGGAUCACAUGGGACUUCCGGCGACUCACCGAUCCCGACCAAAUUUGGGGCUCAACGUUCCUGAACAUGCCGGAGAUGCAGAGAGUGACGCGGUUCAUCAUCGAGAAGUCGCCGGCCGACGACCACGACGUCGGAGUUCCGUACCCGACGGGAUUCCACCCAAAGGACAGCAAAGCCCUAAUCGAGUGGCAGAGGUACGCGCGUGGCCACAAUCGCUCGAAGCUUUUCACCUUCAUCGGGGCGACACGUGGCUGGGUGAGCAACGACUUCCGAGGAAUCCUCCUCCGGCACUGUCUGAACGAAUCAUCGUGUCGGAUGGUGGACUGCUCGGCGGCGGAGUGCUCGACGGACACGGCGGUGGUCGUGACGGCGUUUCUGGAGUCGGAGUUCUGCCUGCAGCCGAUCGGGGACAGCUUCACCCGGCGGUCGGUUUUCGACUGUAUGCUGGCCGGUUCGGUGCCGGUUUUUUUCUGGACCCGGACGGCUUACGAGCAGUACGAGGGGUUUUUGCCGGGCGAGGGGGAGGCGGAGAGCUACUCGGUUUUUAUAGAGCACGAGGAGGUGCGAGCCGGGAACUGUACGGUCAAGGAGGUGCUGAUGAGGUACGGUAAGGAGGAGAUCGCGAGGAAGAGGGAGAAGAUUGUGGAGUCGAUUAUUCCGAGGAUUAUUUAUGGCUUCGGAGGGAUUAAGGAUGCCUUCGAGAUUGCUGUGGAUGGGGUUUUGGAGAGGAUUAAGGAAGAAAGGGGAUGGAAUGAUUUCUUGUGAGAAGAGGAAUGAAGGAUUUGAGGAUUUAAUUAAUUAAUUAAUUGGGGGUUUGGGUAAUGGGAAAGAUUAUUAUUAUUGUUAUUAUUAUUAUUAUUAUAGAGUUUUUAAAAGAUACGGCGUGCGGUGGGUGGGGUUGGGGUGUAGCCUUUUUCGAUUAAUGCAAUUUUAGAUGCAUUAUUUUUGUAUUUCCCUAUAAUAUAAUAUAAGAUGAGGUUUGGUGUUAUAUUAGGUUUGUUAUUGUGUAUAGUAGUAUGCGAACAAGAACGAUUUGUGUAAGUUUAAGUUUUUUAAAGUAUGUUUCAUUUUAUGGG